Messenger RNA from Eubalaena glacialis (North Atlantic right whale), 1351 nucleotides. RefSeq names its product transmembrane protein 40 (gene TMEM40). The transcript is spliced from 11 exons. NCBI's taxonomy places the organism in Eukaryota, Metazoa, Chordata, Mammalia, Artiodactyla, Balaenidae. The record is from RefSeq and is a predicted model, not a curated record. Bases 215 to 796 code for a protein of 193 amino acids.
ACAGCACCGCAGGAAGGAGGGCCCCCCGGCUGAGUGUGGUCGCGUGGCCGGGUGAGCGUGGGGCCCACGGCAACGUCACGUCCCGCCCCUGCCUGUCACGGGGGCGACCCCGCCUCUCCGCCCUCCUCCCGGCCCCGCCCCGCCCCGCCCGCCUCCAGAGUCCGAGCGCCGCUAGCCUCCAGCCCACACCGGCCUCGGGAACACAGGGAAGGCCAUGGAGACUUCAGGAUCACUUCAAGACCACAGUCAAGUCCACGGAGAAUCAGAAGAUCUAGACCAUGGAGAGACGGAUUUCCACAAGCAAGGCCAGGAGGCUGAGCUCUUUUCUCAAGAAGAAGAUGAGAAAGGCAAGUCUUCCUCCUCUUCAUCCUCCUCCUCCUCAUCCUCCUCCUCAGGUGCUGAGCAUGAGGAGCCUGACGUUUUGAAGGAUGAGCUUCAACUCUAUGAAGGUGCCCCCGGGGAGAUGGUGCCGUCUGAGGAAUCAGGACUCCGAAGGAGAGGCUCUAACCCAGAGAGUGGAGAAGUGGAGCCCUCCCAGUUAAGAAGACUAAAUAUAAAGAAGGAUGAUGAGUUUUUCCAUUUCAUCCUCCUCUGCUUUGCCAUUGGGGCCUUGCUGGUGUGUUAUCACUAUUAUACAGACUGGUUCAUAUCCCUUGGGGUCGGGCUGCUCACCUUCGCCUCCCUGGAGACCGUUGGCAUCUACUUUGGCCUGGUGUACCGGAUCCACAGCGUCCUGCAUGGCUUCGUUCCCCUCCUUCAGAAGUUUAGGCUGAUAGGCUUCAGGAAGACCGACUGAGGCCAGUGCCAGGUGGGCAGCCAGGCCAGGCCCCGGUGUGACCACCACUGCAUCCUUUCAGCCCACGAGGACAGAGCAGCGUCCUGGGAGACGCGCGGGCGGGCCAAGCUAGAGCAAUAAAGAGAGCGCUUUGCCUUCCAUGUGGUCUGAACAUUGGCACCAGCUGGGCCAAGGUGUCCCUCGGGCAGUGUUGGCACGCAACCCAGCUGCCAGGAUGGCAGGAGAGGGAGGGUGCGGGCCUGUGCCCUUCAUGGGGCCUGGAUCAUCAGGAGGAUCCUGGGACAUCACUCCUCUCAGGAGACAGUAGGAGACCCCUGGGCCCUGCAAGCUGUAAUCUGUCUGGGCUUGUGAAUUCUCUCAAGUCCCCAGGCCAUCCCGGGACAGACAGAUGGUCCACUGCCCUGAGGCAGGGAAGUACCAUGUCAGGCCCCUGGGGUAAACCUGAUACAGGUGAGAUUUGGGGGAACUAAAUCCACAGCAUCCAGGUCUUCCUAUUACCUAGUGCCAGCCCUGCUGUCCUUGGACUCCAUUAAGAUUCAAAUAAACAUUCUCUUC